Molecule: messenger RNA, 1005 nt
Organism: Jatropha curcas
Lineage: Eukaryota; Viridiplantae; Streptophyta; Magnoliopsida; Malpighiales; Euphorbiaceae
Source: RefSeq, a predicted model, not a curated record
AUGGCUGAAAAGAUUCAUCCUGCUACAACUAUUACCAAUAUCAAAUUGGCUAUACCUUUAACCUUGGAUUAUGAAUCUGCCCAGUAUAACAAUUGGGCUACCUUAUUUACGAUUCAUACUCAAGCUACUCUUACUCAUGAUCAUAUCACUCCGAUCACGAGUUCGGUUACAAGAUCAGCUGAAGAACAAGCUCAAUGGGUUCGAAUUGACAAUAUUGUCAGACAAUGGAUUUAUGGCACGAUUUCUAAUGAUCUUCUUAAUACCAUAAUUAAUCCAACCGAUACUGCACUUGAUGCCUGGAAUCACCUAGCAGAUUUGUUUCAGGACAACAAGACUGCCCGAGUUAUUCAUCUUGAAACCAAGUUUGCAAACACCCAUCUACAAGAUUUUCCAGAUGCUAAGGCGCACACUCGUCGUCUUAAAGUGUUGGCUGACCAACUUGCUAAUGUUGGUGAAAAAGUGUAUGACCAAAGAAUGGUUUUGCGCCUUCUAACAGGUCUUACAGAUGUGUAUGAAGGUUUUGUUACAGUUGUACAAAACAAGGUUCCCCUGCCAACGUUUUCUCAAGCUCGUUUGAUGCUCCUUUUGGAGGAAACAACCAAAGCAGAACAUGCUAAAUCAGAGGCAACAUCUAAUUCUGCGAUGCUCAUGAAAGCUAACUUUACAUCUGAAUCCUUUGAGCAACCGAAAGUGACUGCUUCAUCUCAGUUUACUGGGCACAAGGGAAAACGACACCAAGGGAAGCAGAAAGGGGUUAAUUAUCAACGUGGAAAUCAGAAUCAUGGUGGCGGUAGAGGUCAGUCUCGAACCCAGCAACAACCAUCCUUUUCGCAGCAACAGUCAUAUAUGCAGCAGCCUGGUUGGAAUUUUUCCCCAUGGAAUGGCUGGUACUCUCCUCAGCCAUGGAUGGCACCACCGUGUCCUUAUCCCACAAAUUCCUGGGCACCAUGUCCACAACAAACAGCAAGGCAACAAGGAGUUUUGGGACCCCAUCCAACGCAGUAA